AAAAUUUUCGGAGCAGUCGGAGCUCGGAGUGCAGUGUGUCGUGCACUUCGGUAUUAAUAAAAAUAUAACAAGAUAUUUAUUGUAAUAUAUUUUAUUGUAAUACGUAUUGUAUUACAAAAUACAUGAUGUUGCGUUAUAUUGUGACUUAUUCGAGAAAACGUUUGACGUACAGAAUGUAAUAGUUCGAUAGCACAUAUAACAUAACCAAAAGUAACGGGGAGCACCGAGGCAAAAUAAACGGAUAGCAUGGAAAAUAGAAUAACCGCGCACAGUUUGUUACAAGGAAUUAAUUGUUGAAGUAUUAUGUCAUCCGAAGGUAUUCACUCGUGAGACAUGGAUAACAUCGAACUGUUGUUCUUCGAUACAUUUUCCCAUGACAUUUCAGAGGAAUUGAAUUUGGACUUAGUGCAAUUUCCCAAGCCCGUUUAUAUCAGCGAGGUGAGAAUCAUUCCAUUGGGCGCCAGAGUACAGGCAGACUUUCCGGGAGGGGUGCGACUCGGAGCGACCAAUCCCUCUCAAUUCGAGAUCGAGUUUUUCGUGAACGAUCUCAGCAAACCCGGGGCUUCCACCUUCGAGUUUUUAGGUGGUUUAGAGUACAAGCAGAAUAUCCAUAUCCAGCUGGAAUGCGAGCGGAAACAGAUACCGACGGACGGAUUGGUGUUGCGGGGAUGGUACACCACCAUAACGCUGGCGGUGUACGGUACCCUCACCAAAUCGCUGAACAAUCCCCAGGAAGCCGUCAGCUCAGCGGCCGGCACCACCGCCUGCGUCAGCUCCAUAGAAGAAAAUCCUGAAAAUGCCGUGCAAAUUUCUUCCGAGCAGCAGCCCGAGUGGUAUUACGAGAACCAGCAUCAAACGAAUUUAUCGCAGGAAACAUGCGUAACGGCAACUCCAUCGCCGCAACCGAUCCAGGUGGUGGAACCGUCCAGAACGUCCGCCACGUCGGAGACGGGAAAGGCGGAGCCGAGACAAUGGGAGGAAGAGAACGCGUCCAACGCGGGCGAGAAGCCGUCGAAGCGACCUUUGUCUCCCCCUACCGAAUCCCUGAUCUCCCUGAGCCCCGAGUCUAUCUCCGCCGAGGAGGAGGAGGCGGAGCAGCAGGAGGCUGGCGAGCCGGAAACCGGCGAGCCCUUCGAGCCGAUACUGUCGGACGAGGAUAUAAUGACCGACGAUGUUCCGUCUACCGCUGAAUUCGAGUGCGAGGGGUCGCAGAUCGACGAGAUCUACGCGACGGUGCCGCCUGAUUUGCUGAGCUUGGAGAAGCUGGAGGACUUGGAGGACACCCGCGUGAGCCGCGAGACCUUACUGAAGAUCAGAGAGAUUCUGCAGUCCCUCUCCAAGUCGGUCUCGCACUUCCACAACGCGUCCGGUCAGGAGAAGGAAACGUUCGUUCACAACUGCGAGACUCUGUGCGCCAUACUGGGUCCGUUCGACUCGGACGUGAACGACGUCAACGACUUGACCGACGUCGUCAAUGCCGGUUUGGACAUGGAGCUCGCCAGGGCGCAACCGCAGCCGGCGUACAAGGUGCGCCACGUGAAGGUGGGAGUGCGCCUGGCGGAGGCUCUCUGCCGACUGUCGAAGGGCCCGGAAAUUCUGUUGAAGGUCGAAGCCCCGUAUAAAUUGCUGUCCCUUUGUAUGCGCGAGAACGUGGCGCUACCGGUGAAACUUUCCGCCCUAAGGGCCCUCGACGCCGCGCUGAUCAGCCCGAUAAUCGUGCAGGAAUUUCUGCGGAACAAUUUGUACAGAAACGCGCUAACGAUGCUGGACACGGCGAAGCUGGCCAGGCUGAAGUACGCCCUCAGCUCGCUCUUUCGCAAGGUCCACGUGUACGAGUACCUGGAGGAGACCAAGAGUUUCGACGAGGUCGGCCUGGCGGAGCUGAUGAACGCCUACGUGUGCGCCCCGACGUUGAUGGCGCAGCCCAAGCGUCAAUUGCCAGCUGGCGCCCAGAUGGAAUUCGAACGGGAGCACACCCGCAACCCACGCGCUCAUCUGGUGGCUUAUUUCGAGCACCACAAACUGGCCCAUCAUCUUCUACUGGCGCUCUCCUCCCCCGAUUGCAAUGUGCAAAUGAUCAAGUUAAUCCGCCGCUUCCUCUUGCACCUCUCCAGUACCAAGGAGGGCCUGUUUUACCUGUUGAAGGAGGUCGAAGUAGUUCGACUGAUACUGAAAGCUAUGAAGUACGAGCUGUCGGGCGCCGGGCGUGUUCUAGCGUGGCGUCUCCAGGUCGCGCAGUGCCUGAUUCGCCUGAAACACACUUCCGACUGGACGGUCUUGAAGAGACUGCACUCCUUCCUCAUUUUCCCCGACGGUUUGCGCGCCAUUCUCACGGUUCUACCCGUGGGCGACUUCGUAGACAUUCUCAUCCCCUUCCUGUCGGAUUCCAAUCUCUGCGAAUUCGCCGCCGAGGUGAUAUCCGCCGUUGUCCGUUACUCCGACAGCGUGGAGAUCUUUCAGAGCCGCGCGGAAUUGAUACUGGACAAAGCUCGCGAGCACGUCAUCCUCAGGGACGUGAUAUCGUACCUGACGGUCGCGGCCCAGGCUUCUCAUUGGGAUUACUGCGACGUCUCCCCGUUGGUGACAAUCAUCAGGAAGAACGCCGAGAAGGCCGCGUCGCUUCCCGGUCAGCUGAUCACCGCCUGCAGAAUCUUGCAUUAUCUCGUCUUUCCGUCGAACAGCGACAUCGACCCCUUGGAGCCGUACGUCGAGCUCAAGUACAGGAACGCCCUGACCCAGCUAUUCGCCGCCGACGGCCUCACCGCUCUGGUUGCCGUGAUGGCGAGCGUGUCCGAGUUCUACGAACAGCCGUCCCUUCACCGCGCUGCCCUGACCGGUCGCAGAGGUAUGGCACUGAUCGCCUUGUUGCUUCCCUGCGUGAAGCUGACCAGGGCGCUGCUCGAGCGACUGGUCAAGUGCAUGGCGACGGACUUUAAAGAUCUCACGGCCGUCGUUCCGUUGCUCGGCGUGUAUUCUUUGAUCGAAGCCAUCCCGUCCAACAUAAUGGUACGAAGUCUGUCCGAAGAAAUCGUGGGUACGCUCCUGGUCUUCACCCAAGCCGUUGAUUCCGACGGCUCCGGCAACGUCGCCAAAUCGCUGUGGACUCAGAUGCUCGGCGAGGUUCUGAAGAUGAUCUCCCUCCGUCCCUGCAACUUCGUGCCGGGUUUGAAGCUGCUGACACGCCUGCUGCCGCCUGUCCUGACGCCGAAAGAGAUCACCGCCGAAGACGCGACGAGAAUUCUGGGCCUAAGGAAGCUCUGGUCGGCGCACCUUCAAGCCCAGGCCGCGAAUCUCAUCGAAACCCUUCGGCUACUGUGCACGAGUUGGAACGGCGACGUCCUGCUUCUCCUAUCGACCGUUUGCAAGCAAUUAAGCGACCUGGCGGCACCGACAGCUCUCUUGGUCGGCAGGUGCCUUUUAGAUGGUAUUCUAGCCGCCGCUCCUCUGGAGAACAACGUUCCUAUUCUCGCUCUGAUCAGCGAUCUCGCCAGACAUGCGCCUAUGAAGGCUACUCUGCUGACCUUGACCAGCCCGGCGUCCAGAGCGCAGGUAAAGUCCGAUCAAAAGUAUCCGCCAGUCAUCGAGAUGAUGUGCUCGACUUUGAAAAAUAGCAGCAACGUCAGCGUGCAAUACGAGAUCCUCGGCAUCUUCGAAACUCUGUGCAACUGCAACCUCAGUCUGGUACAGGAGGAUAACGAGCCUUUGGAGAAGAGACUGACGCACUCGGUGCCCAGCAAGGAGCCUCUUCUGUCUAUCCUCGCGGCUCUAAUCGAUAUCCUGGCGAUCAGCACGAAGUACCAGCUGGACAUGAUAGAAAGCACGCUGCACAUCCUCCUGUCCCUCAGCAACCACAAUUACGGUCUGUAUCACGUUAAGAGCUGCCUGGAGAACAACCCCGGCGCCUUGCGCGCGCUACUGGACCACGUGACCAGCUUGGAGGAGUCCGAGACGAACCCCAUCGUGGAUUUGACCGUGACUUUCCUGGAGAAUCUGAUCGCCUCCGACUCGGAAGCGAGGACCUUGCAUCUACGCGCGCAGCAGCUGGCGCUCUUGAUCUCGUGGGAGAAGAACGAUCAUCCCUUGGAGAAGCUGAAACGCGCAGAGGAGCUGACCGAAAUUUUGAGAGCCGCCGAAGAGAAAGAGGAGAAAGAACCUAUCCCGGAGAUGCUCGAGCCUCUGUUGCCCACCCCGGAAGCACUACUGAACCAGUUCUCGCAAAGGUGUCUUUGUACGACUAACAACAGCCCAGCCCGGCUGCCCAAGAAGUUCUCGUUCACGGCGAAUCAAACGCAAGCCGAAGAUACAGUGGACCUGUUGGCACUCGCCACUGAAUUACUGCCCGCCGACUUCAAUCUGUUAGCGGAGGCGCAAAACUUGUGUUCUAAGAUACCUCCCGACGAUGCCACUCAACCUCUGCAAUCAAAACCCCAGGAUGAAGAGCAGGAGAGUAGGGUGGAAAAACAGAUUUCACCGAUGGCCAAGUCGAAGCAGCCGUUUGUGACACCGGUGCGAGGUCGAACACAGUUCGCCAAUUCUCUACGAGGUGGUCCGGUAGGUGGAGGCGUCGGCAGAGGGUCGGAUCCCUUCCGAUCGAGGCCGCCCAACACCUCCAGGCCACCGUCCCUUCACGUGGACGAGUUUGUGGCGCUGGAAACCUGCGGGGCUCAGCCAACCGGCCCCACCGGAUACAAUAAGCUCAACAUCCGCGGAACGUGCCCGUCGCGCGCCAUCAGCAGCGGCACCAGGAGUCGACCUUGGACACAAGAAAUUCGUCCCACGUACCUUCGCUAAUUUAUUACCGUCUAUUACUCUCCUUUCAUUUCGUGUAUGUGUAUAUUUACAAAACAUAUCAAUUAUACCAACAACAAUACAUAAAUUCUUCUCGAAAGGCUGUAUUUUGCAGAAAAGAUAUUUCGUCUUGUAAUGAAA
This is a messenger RNA of Wasmannia auropunctata (little fire ant), 4929 nucleotides long. It is a transcript of the gene vir, whose product is annotated as protein virilizer. The transcript is spliced from 5 exons. Gene Ontology annotation, molecular function: RNA binding. Lineage: Eukaryota; Metazoa; Arthropoda; Insecta; Hymenoptera; Formicidae. Bases 334 to 4791 code for a protein of 1485 amino acids. Gene Ontology annotation, cellular component: RNA N6-methyladenosine methyltransferase complex. The record is from RefSeq and is a predicted model, not a curated record.